Paecilomyces variotii is the source of this 2085-nucleotide messenger RNA. Its product is annotated as glucosamine--fructose-6-phosphate aminotransferase. The record is from RefSeq and is a predicted model, not a curated record. Lineage: Eukaryota; Fungi; Ascomycota; Eurotiomycetes; Eurotiales; Thermoascaceae. Gene Ontology annotation, molecular function: L-glutamine:D-fructose-6-phosphate transaminase (isomerizing) activity; carbohydrate derivative binding. Gene Ontology annotation, biological process: fructose 6-phosphate metabolic process; UDP-N-acetylglucosamine metabolic process; protein N-linked glycosylation. The coding region runs from base 1 to 2085 and encodes 694 amino acids. The transcript has 5 exons.
AUGUGUGGUAUCUUCGGUUACAUCAACUAUCUCGUCGAGAGAGACCGCAAAUAUAUCCUUGAUACCCUGGUGAACGGUCUCUCGCGUCUUGAAUAUCGUGGUUACGACUCCGCUGGUCUGGCUGUCGAUGGCGACAAGAAGAAUGAAGUCUUGGCCUUCAAGGAGGUUGGCAAGGUUGCCAAAUUGAAGGAGCUCAUCGCCGAAUCUAAGCCAGACCUCACCAAGACCUUCGAUUCCCAUGCGGGAAUUGCUCACACUCGUUGGGCCACCCACGGUACCCCUUCUCGCCUUAACUGCCACCCCCACAGAUCCGACCCCAAGUGGGAGUUUUCCGUCGUUCACAAUGGUAUUAUCACCAACUACAAGGAGCUGAAGGCUCUUCUGGAGACCAAGGGGUUCCGCUUUGAAACUGAGACGGAUACGGAAUGUAUCGCCAAGCUUGCAAAGUACCUCUACGACCAGCACCCCGACAUCGACUUCACAGUUCUGGCAAAGGCCGUGGUGAAGGAGCUUCAGGGUGCAUUCGGUCUUCUGAUGAAGUCCGUGCACUAUCCCCACGAAGUCAUUGCCGCCCGCAAGGGUUCUCCCUUGGUCGUCGGUGUCCGCACCGCGAAGAAGAUGAAGGUUGAUUUCGUCGACGUGGAGUAUUCGGAGGAGGGAGCUCUGCCAGCUGAGCAGGCUUCCCAGAACGUCGCUAUCAAGAAGUCCGCGCCGGGUCUGCUGGCUCCGCCCGACAAGUCGCUGCUUCACCGCUCGCAGUCUCGUGCUUUCCUGUCGGAUGAUGGCGUCCCCCAGCCGGCUGAGUUCUUCCUGUCUUCUGACCCAUCGGCUAUCGUCGAACACACGAAGAAGGUCCUUUACCUUGAGGACGACGAUAUCGCUCACAUUCACGAAGGCCAACUUAACAUCCAUCGUCUGACGAAGGACGACGGCACCUCCAAUGUCCGUGCCAUCCAGACUAUCGAACUCGAGUUGCAAGAAAUCAUGAAGGGCAAGUUUGACCACUUCAUGCAGAAGGAGAUUUUUGAACAGCCGGAGUCUGUGGUGAACACUAUGAGAGGUCGCCUGGACGUCGCUAACAAGAAGGUCACGCUUGGAGGUUUGCGUCAAUACAUCUCUACCAUUCGCCGGUGCAGGAGGAUCAUCUUCAUUGCUUGCGGAACCAGUUAUCAUUCCUGCAUGGCGGUUCGUGGAAUCUUUGAGGAGUUGACGGAGAUCCCGAUUGCAGUUGAGUUGGCUUCCGAUUUCUUGGACAGAGAAGCUCCUGUGUUCCGUGAUGACACCUGCGUUUUUGUGUCUCAGUCUGGUGAGACCGCGGAUUCUCUCAUGGCUCUGCGUUACUGUCUUGAGCGUGGUGCCUUGACGGUGGGUAUUGUCAACGUGGUCGGAUCAUCUAUCUCUCUUCUCACUCACUGCGGUGUUCACAUUAACGCUGGUCCGGAGAUCGGUGUUGCUUCCACCAAGGCGUACACGUCUCAGUUCGUUGCCAUGGUUAUGUUCGCUCUGUCACUGAGCGAGGACCGCGCAUCGAAGCAGCAGAGGAGAGAGGAGAUCAUGGAAGGACUAUCUAAGAUCUCGGAUCAGUUCAAGGAGAUCCUGAAACUUAACGACCCAAUCAAGGCGAUGUGCGCGAAAUUCUUUAAGAACCAGAAGAGCUUGCUGCUUCUGGGACGAGGCAGCCAGUUCUCCACAGCGCUCGAAGGAGCCCUGAAAAUCAAGGAGAUCUCGUAUCUUCACUGCGAGGCCGUCAUGUCUGGAGAGCUCAAGCACGGUGUUCUGGCCUUGGUCGACGAGAACCUGCCGAUCAUCAUGAUCCUCACUCGCGACAAGAUCUUCCCGAAGUCGCUCAAUGCCUACCAGCAAGUGAUUGCCCGCGGUGGACGUCCGAUCGUGAUCUGUAACCCUAAUGACUCGGAGUUCCCUACGUCGCAGACGGAGAAGAUUGAGAUCCCCAAGACUGUUGACUGCCUCCAGGGUCUACUUAACGUCAUCCCUCUGCAGUUGAUUGCGUACUGGCUUGCUGUUGGCGAGGGACUGAACGUUGACUUCCCACGCAACCUCGCCAAGUCUGUGACUGUCGAGUAA